Molecule: messenger RNA, 3052 nt
Organism: Tympanuchus pallidicinctus (lesser prairie-chicken)
Lineage: Eukaryota; Metazoa; Chordata; Aves; Galliformes; Phasianidae
Gene: NCEH1
Product: neutral cholesterol ester hydrolase 1
Exons: 5
Coding region: 101-1327 (408 amino acids)
Cellular component (GO): membrane
Molecular function (GO): carboxylic ester hydrolase activity
Source: RefSeq, a predicted model, not a curated record
CGCCGCCACCCCGCGCUCCCGCACACGCAGGCGGCGGCUCGGGGCGGCGGGCGCGGAAGCGCCGGGACUUCCUCCGGUGGAGGCCGCUCCCCGCGGGGCGAUGCGGGCCGCCUGGGUGCUGCUGGCGGCGCUGGGCGCCCUGGCCGCCUAUUACAUCUACCUGCCGCUGCCCGGCACCGUGUCGGACUCGUGGAAGCUGAUGCUGCUGGAUGCCACUUUCCGGGCGGUGCAGCAGACGUGUCACUUGAUUCACUAUCUGAGACUCAGCCAUCACUUGAUAGUUCUGAAUUAUUUGAUUUGUACAUUUGACAAGCUGAAGUCUGUCUCUUCUGAGCCCAUUAACAUAACGGAUGUUGUUUUUGAUGGUGUGGAAGUCAGAGUGUUUGAACCUCCUGCAAAGCAAGAUGAACCGCUGAAGCGCAGUGUUGUUUACAUCCACGGAGGUGGCUGGGCCUUGGCAAGUGCAAGAACGAGCCUUUAUAACAACCUCUGCAGAAUCAUGGCUGAAUCUCUCAAUGCUGUAGUUGUCUCAAUUGAAUACAGGCUGGUACCAGAGGUGUGCUUUCCUGAGCAAUUCCACGAUGCUCUUCGUGCUACAAAGCAUUUUUUGCAGCCUGGUGUCUUAGCUGACUAUUCAGUUGACCCAAAUCGAAUUGCAAUUUCUGGCGACAGCGCAGGAGGAAAUUUGGCUGCUGCUGUGUGUCAGCAGCUUAGCAAAGAUGAGCAUUUGAUCAUCAGACCAAAACUGCAGGCAUUAAUUUACCCAGUCCUUCAGGCAUUUGACUUCAAUACACCUUCAUAUCAGCAGAACAUGAAUAUGCCCGUUCUUCCUCGUUAUGUCAUGAUUAACUACUGGAUAGACUAUUUUAAUGGUAAUUAUGACUUGGCUCACUCACUGCUGAUUAACAACCACACUGCUCUUGAUGUGCAUCAAGCUCUGACUUUCAGAGGACGUCUGAAUUGGACAUCCCUACUGCCCUCAUCAUUCAAAAAGAACUACAAGCCUGUAGUACAAACCACAGGCAAUGCAGAAAUAAUCCAGGAGAUACCAGCGCUGCUUGACGUACGAGCAGUCCCACUGCUUGCAGAAAAUGAGACUUUGCAGCUGCAGCCUAAGACUUAUAUUCUGACUUGUGAGAACGAUGUCCUGAGAGAUGACGGGGUGAUGUAUGCCAAGCGGCUGGAGAACGCUGGUGUGGAAGUCACACUCGAUCACUUUGAUGACUGCUUUCAUGGCUGUAUGAUAUUCACGAUUUGGCCUACUGAUUUCUCUGCAGGAAUUCAGACCAGAAACAGCUAUAUAAAGUGGUUGGAUGAAAACCUCUGAGGAGAGAGCUUCUCUAGAAUACGCUGUGCUCAGCUCUGGUGUCUGUUCUUGUAAAAGAACAAUCAGUGAAAAAGUGCACUUUUCCAAAUCACGAUUUCAUUCAUUCAGCUGCAGCAGGGGGGUGGCUGCAGAGCACAGACUACUAACUGUAGCAUUCACCCGCUCAAUUGGCCUUGCCCAGCAAAAUACUUUGUGACAUGUUUUUCAGACUUCAGGAUCUUUUUUUCCUUUCAGAUGACUUGCCAGCCAUAAAUGUUGAGCAAGAAGAUCAGCAUUCCUGUCACAUUCUUAACUAGCUAAAACUUUUGAGCUUUCUCUCUUCAUAAGGCAUAAAGGCCACAACUCUAGAAAGGAGCCAGGUAAAGCCAAGCACCUACAUCUACAUCUGAAUAUGUAUAAAAAGGGAGAACUGAUUUUCAGCAGUGUUGAGCACUUGCUGAUAGAGAAGAAAAGCUGAGCCCUCUCACUUUUGACAGCAGAGAAGCACAUUUGAAUAUCAGGAAUGGAUUUAGGUGUUGGCUUUUAGGCGCACAGAGAAAUGGUUCUUAAAUUAAAAAUAAUAAAAAUUGCUUUUCUGGGCAAUAAAGAUUAUGUUAAGCAAGUCUCGUAGCUGAACACAUAAUUCAGCUUUGGAAUUCGAUCUUUAUGGACUUUUAGUGGCUUAUAUUUUAUAAAAGCACAGAACAGAAUAUAUUUUCAGUAUUUUAAAUUAAAAAACGUUAUAUCAUAUAUGGAAAUAUGAAGAAUAAAGUGUGUAGCUGCAGAAUCUAGGUUGAUUAUGUGAGCUCAAAGCUUACUACUUGGCUAAGAAUAUGACACUGACAGUCUUGAAAGCCUCAGUUUUGUGACCUCCUUAGAGAAAAUACUGAGUGUGCUAAAAAUAAUCUGCUGUGUGGUUUGCACUAAUGUUUGUAAUUAAUAGUGGAAGUCUGUGUUCAUUGACUUUCUUUUGUGCUAGUAGCAUUUAUUGUAUUUCAUGCUUCCUGAAAGGAAAGAAACAGCAAACAGAAGUGGGCUCUAAUCUGUACUGGAGACUUAGAUUGGAACUUCGCUGCUGUACCUCUUCUGUCUAGUAGACUGAACCUGAAGUGCUAGCUAAGAUGAUCUAGCCAUUGUGUAGCACAUCUCUGCAGUUUGAACCAUUCUUUAAUAUUCAGAGAUGCAGAACAGCAAAGUGAAACCACUUACAACUGUGUCUAUCUUCCAGGAUGUUUACUGCUUGCAGAAAUGAAGGCUGUGUCAAAAUGUUGUGCCCGCUGUAUCUAGGCAGAGAGAAUGGCUGUCCCGUGACUAAACUAGGGGAUUAAAUUCAUUGUCGGCUUUACUGCUGACUUCCUGUAGGAACCCAGGAGAGCAACUUAAUCUCCUUGUGCCUCACUUUCUUCCCCUGCAAAACAGGGAGUAGUCAUUGCCUACCUCACAAAGGAGUUGUGAAGCCGAAUUCAUAGACAUUAGUGAAGCACAGGGAUACAUCACCGAAUCGCAGGCACUGAACAAACCCCUCAGCUUUUAACUGUCUGUCAUUCUUCAGCAGCUGCCUCAGAGCACUCUGCCCCACUGCAGGCAGCGCUGUUGGACUGCCUGUCCUCCUAGGAGGGGAACCGAUUUCUGUCCUGCCUUGUGUCAAAGACCAGGAAGCUGAGGGCUCUUGCCUGUUGGGGAAUCAGAACAAAAACAACGUUCUGAGAUUAUUUCUGAAAAGUUCUGCUAAGAAAAAAAGAAAAA